Messenger RNA from Scedosporium apiospermum, 3837 nucleotides. RefSeq lists its product as uncharacterized. Gene Ontology annotation, cellular component: membrane. Gene Ontology annotation, molecular function: ABC-type transporter activity; ATP binding; ATP hydrolysis activity. The record is from RefSeq and is a predicted model, not a curated record. NCBI's taxonomy places the organism in Eukaryota, Fungi, Ascomycota, Sordariomycetes, Microascales, Microascaceae. The transcript is spliced from 10 exons. Bases 1 to 3837 code for a protein of 1278 amino acids. Gene Ontology annotation, biological process: transmembrane transport.
AUGGGGUCCGAAAGCGCAAGUGAAAAGGCGAACGAAAAGCGCGGACCAAGCGACAACACGCACCAUGUCCCGCCAGAUGCCCCAGGUUCUGAGGAUGUGCCGACUGCUGGUCUGCCAGAGGAAGAAUCGACGUGGGUAGCUUACAAGGGCAUCGCAGUACUGGCUGCGAUCGCCUCUGGAGCCGGCAUUGCCUUUCAGAACCUCAUAUUUGGUAAAUUUGUCAACGUUAUUACCGACUUCGCGUUGGAUCCAACUGCCACCGGCAAGUUCAUGGACGAUGUCUCGAAACUAGCCCUAUACUUCUUCUACCUCGGCAUUGGUAGAUUUGUUCUCUCUUACACAUACAACGUACUCCUCACCUACGCUUCCUACCGGAUUGUUCGCAACAUCCGUCACCAGUACCUUCGGUCGGCCUUAAGGCAAGAGGUUGCCUUCUACGACUUCGGCUUAGCAGGGUCGAUCGCCGCGCAGGCGACGACCAAUGGACGUCUAAUCCAAGGAGGUAUCGCUGAGAAGCUCGGUCUCACGUUUCAAGGGCUGUCGGCAUUCCUGACAUCGUUUAUCAUUGCCUUCGUCGUCAGUUGGAAGCUCACCUUCAUCUGUCUGUGCAUUGCCCCGGCCACAAUCAUAACAAUGGGCGUUGUUGCGACUAUCGAGGCAGGUCAUGAGACCAAGAUCCUCGACAUCUAUGCUCAGGCCAACUCCUUCGCCGAGGGAGUACUCUCUAGUGCCCGGACCGUCCAUGCUUUUGAGAUGAGGGCCAGACUUGUCCGCAAAUUCGAUGAGUUUCUCACGGACGCACAUCGCAUCGGCAAAAAGAUCUCCCCCCUUUUUGGAGUCCUUUUCUCCGCCGAGUACACCAUCAUCUAUCUGGGCUUCGGCCUCGCCUUCUGGCAAGGUGUCAAGAGAUUGGCAUCCGGCGACAUCAGCAAUCCCGGAGAUAUCUUCACCGUCUUGCUCUCUGUGGCAUUAGCAGCCAUCAACUUGACUAUGCUAGCACCAUACUCGAUCGACUUUAGCAGGGCUGCUUCGGCUGCCGCCAAGCUCUUCUGUCUUCUUGACCGAGAGUCUGCAAUCGACCCCAUGGACAAGUCCGGCGAACAACCGUCAGAGACAAUCGGCCUAGUUGAGCUAGAGAACGUGACUUUCGCCUAUCCCACUCGGCCAACCAUCACGGUUCUCGAUAACUUCACCUUGCGAGUCCCUCCGGGCAAAGUCACUGCCUUGGUAGGCCAAUCCGGUUCAGGGAAGAGCACCAUCGUCGGAUUGAUCGAGCGCUGGUAUAACCCUAGAUCGGGCGCCAUCAAGCUCGAUGGUCGUCCCAUUGACCAGCUGAAUCUAAACUGGCUCCGGAAGAAUGUCCGGCUUGUGCAACAGGAACCGGUUCUCUUCCAAGGAACAGUAUUUGAGAACAUCCGACAUGGUCUCAUCGGCACAAAGUGGGAAAAUGCAUCAAGAGAAGAGCAGAUGGAGCAGAUCAAGGCGGCUGCAAACAUCGCCUACGCCCACGAUUUCAUCUCCGAGUUGCCCAACGGCUACGAUACCGAGAUCGGUCAGAGCGGCAGCCUCCUCAGCGGCGGUCAAAAGCAGCGGGUAGCCAUCGCUCGUAGUAUCGUAUCCGAACCAAAGGUCCUUCUUCUUGAUGAAGCAACCAGUGCUCUUGAUCCCCACGCGGAAGCCGUUGUCCAAAGGGCACUCGACAAGGCCGCUGAGGGACGAACGACCAUUGUUAUCGCCCACAAGCUUGCCACUAUCCGAAAAGCUGACAACAUCGUCGUCAUGGCCAAGGGUCGCAUCGUCGAACACGGUACCCAUGAGUCGCUAAUUGCCCAGGACGGUACUUACGCCCGACUCGUGAGGAUGCAAAAUCUCGCCGUAUCGGAGGAUUCUUCCAUAACCGAGGCGGAGGAAGGGGAAGGGGAGUCCUACGCUCGAGACAAGGAUAAUGCAGAUAAUCUCACCACCACCCUCACACGAUACGCAACCUCUGUCCAAGGUCGGAUGGAUUCUCAGAAAGAGCGCGAUAAUUUCAAGAAUUACGAGCCUCUUGGUAUUCUGGCCGUGAUCUUCCGUCUUAUUAGGGAGUCUCCUGAGUUAACGUGGGCAUACGUGAGCCUAAUACUGGGCUGCAUCCUCGCCACGGGCCUCUUCCCUGGCCAAGCGAUCCUGAUAGCCAAAGUUAUGGACGUUUUCACACUCACAGGUGAUGCUAUGGUGGAGCGUGGAAGCUUUUUUGCCGCAAUGUUCAUCGCCAUGGCGGGCGGCGCGUUUGUUGCGUAUUUCGUGCUAGGUUGGUUCACAAACGCUAUUGCUCAGCAACUGAAUCACAAGUAUCGAAAACAAUGCUUCAACGACAUGCUGCGUCAGGACCUCCAAUUUUUCGACCGUAGUGAGAACAACACUGGCGCACUCACCAGCCGAGUCGAUUCUAAUCCCCAGUCCAUCCACGAGCUUAUGGGUUUUAACGUAGGGUUGAUCUUAAUCUCCAUUCUCAACCUUGUAGCCUGCAGUAUAUUGGGUGUCGUGCAUAGCUGGAAACUCGGCUUGGUGGUUGUCUGCGCUGGCUUGCCGCCUCUCGUGAGUGCGGGAUACUUCAAGAUCCGUUCCGAUGCAAGAUUAGACCGUACGACGGGUGAGAGGUACGCGGCGAGCGCAUCUAUAGCUUCGGAAGCGGUGACCGCGAUCCGGACGGUCUCCUCGCUUGCCAUCGAAGAGUCCGUCCUUGAAAAGUACACGGCUGAGCUCGACCAUGCUGUAUCAUGGUCUAAAGGCCCGUUGAUGCGUCUGAUGAUUUUCUUUGGUCUUACGCAGUGCAUAGAAUACUGGUUCAUGGCACUCGGGUUCUGGUAUGGGUGUCGCCUCCUAUCUAACGACGAGGUCACCAUGUAUAAUUUCUUCGUGACCUUCCUCGCCGUAUUUUUCUCGGGGCAGUCAUCGUCGCAGCUCUUCCAAUUCUCUACCAGCAUCACAAAGGGAGUUAAUUCAUCCAAUUACCUCUUCUGGCUCAACGAACUCCAGCCCGUUGUGCGGGAGACGCCCGAGAAUCGUGACAACGGGCCAAAGGACGGGGGCCCCAUUGCUCUGAACGAUGUCCGCUUUUCUUACCCGCUGCGGCCCGAGGCGACCGUUCUUCGGGGUGUGAACCUGACCGUCAAGAAGGGUCAAUUCGUCGGCCUCGUGGGCGCAUCCGGGUGUGGCAAGUCAACCAUCAUCGCCAUGCUCGAGCGAUUUUAUGAUCCUUCGACGGGCUCAAUCACCAUCGCAUCCUCGGCCCUUACAGAGCUCAACCCUCGAUUGUACCGCGGCAUCGUGGCCCUCAUCCAGCAAGAACCCACACUCUUCCAAGGCUCCAUCCGAGAAAACAUCGCACUCGGCUUCGACGAUCCUUCGACAGACGACUCUGAACCCUUCCCUGUAUCAGACGCGGAUAUCGAAUCUGCGCUCCGAGCCGCCAACGCAUGGGACUUUGUCUCGUCGCUCCCCGAAGGUCUCGCCACGGCGGCGGGCCCCAACGGCACUCAGCUCAGCGGUGGUCAACGGCAGCGCAUCGCCAUCGCGCGAGCACUCAUCCGCAACCCGAGAGUGCUCCUUUUGGACGAGGCCACUAGUGCGUUGGACUCGGAGAGCGAGAGGAUUGUGCAAAAUGCACUCGCUGAAGCGGCCAAAGACGGAGAUCGGAUCACUUUUGCCGUGGCUCACCGGCUCAGUACCAUCAAGGACGCGGAUGUCAUCUGUGUGUUUUAUGGAGGGCGGAUUACGGAGAUGGGGACGCAUGCAGAGCUGAUUGCAAAGGGGGGUUUGUAUCGGAAGAUGUGUGAAGCCCAGGCCCUUGAUUAA